This is a messenger RNA of Malaclemys terrapin pileata, 3257 nucleotides long. It is a transcript of the gene FIG4, whose product is annotated as FIG4 phosphoinositide 5-phosphatase. NCBI's taxonomy places the organism in Eukaryota, Metazoa, Chordata, Testudines, Emydidae. Bases 340 to 3069 code for a protein of 909 amino acids. The transcript has 23 exons. Gene Ontology annotation, biological process: phosphatidylinositol dephosphorylation. Gene Ontology annotation, cellular component: intracellular membrane-bounded organelle. Gene Ontology annotation, molecular function: phosphatidylinositol-3,5-bisphosphate 5-phosphatase activity. The record is from RefSeq and is a predicted model, not a curated record.
UCUCCGGAGCAGCGCCAGCGCUCCGCGUCAGCCGCGCUUCCGGCUCCUAGCGUGGGGAAGUGACCGGGAGCGCCCUCUCCCCGCAGGGUCUGCCCGGGAGCGCCGCCCCCCUUAGCUUCCAAUUCGCCUCUGGUCUCACGCGGCCCUUCCCCGGCAGCUAUUGCCCCAGAGGCCUGGACACUGCCGCUCUCCCUGGUGCUGGAGCCCCCCGAGCGGCUCGAUAGCCCCGUCUGGGGGGCGCGGCUCGCUACGCGAAUUCGAUCGUUCCCCACCCGUUAAACGUCUCUUCCCCCUCCCCCGUUGCCGUGGGGCGGGCCCGGAGCCCACCCCGCUAUCGCCAUGCCCGCCGCGGCGGCAGCGCCGAUUAUCCGCUGCGUGCAGAAGCUGGUGCUAUACGAGACCCGAGCUCGGUAUUUUCUUGUUGGGAGUAAUCAUGCAGAGACCAAGUAUCGUGUUUUGAAAAUUGAUCGCACUGAACCGACGGAUUUAGUUAUAAUUGAUGAUAAGCAUGUGUACACACAACAAGAGGUGAGGGAACUUCUUGGCCGCCUAGAUCUGGGAAAUAGAACAAAGAUUGGACAGAAGGGCUCCUCUGGGUUAUCUCGAGCUGUCUCUGCUUUCGGUGUCGUAGGUUUUGUUAGAUUUUUAGAAGGCUACUACAUUGUGUUAAUAACAAAAAGGAGAAAGAUGGCAGAUAUUGGAGGGCAUGCAAUAUACAAAAUAGAAGAUACAAAUAUGAUCUACAUUCCAAAUGACACUGUACGAAUCACUCAUCCUGAUGAAGCAAGAUAUCUACGAAUCUUUCAAAAUGUGGACCUGUCUAGCAAUUUUUAUUUUAGCUACAGCUAUGAUCUGUCACACUCUCUUCAAUAUAAUCUUACCAUCCUGAGAAUGCCACUUGAGAUAUUAAAAACUGAAACAAUUCAGACUCGACAGGAGAGCUUUGAUAUCUUUGAAGAUGAGGGACUUACAGCACAAGGUGGAAGUGGUGUAUUUGGGAUUUGCAGUGAACCAUAUAAAAAGUACGUGUGGAAUGGUCAACUGCUGGACAUAGUAAAAAAUACUGUUCAUCAUGACUGGCUGUUAUAUGUUAUUCAUGGAUUUUGUGGGCAGUCCAAACUGUUAAUAUAUGGUCGUCCAGUGCAUGUCACUCUGAUAGCCAGAAGAUCAAGCAGAUUUGCUGGAACACGUUUUCUAAAGAGAGGAGCAAACUCUGAGGGGGAUGUUGCUAAUGAAGUAGAAACUGAACAAAUACUUUGUGAUGCUUCAGUGAUGUCAUUUUCUGCAGGGAGCUAUUCUUCUUACGUUCAAGUUCGAGGCUCAGUCCCACUAUACUGGUCUCAAGAUAUUUCGACUAUGAUUCCUAAGCCACCAAUUACAUUGGACCAAGCAGAUCCAUUUGCGCACAUAGCUGCACUUCACUUUGAUCAAAUGCUUCAGAGGUUUGGCUCUCCCAUUAUCAUUUUGAAUCUUGUGAAGGAACGUGAAAAAAGAAAGCAUGAAAGGAUUCUGAGUGAAGAACUUGUUGGUGCAGUGACAUAUCUCAAUCAGUUUUUACCCCCAGAACAUGCUAUUGUGUAUAUUCCUUGGGAUAUGGCCAAAUACACAAAAAGCAAACUGUGUAAUGUCCUGGAUAGAUUGAAUGUAAUUGCGGAAAGUGUAGUGAAGAAAACAGGAUUCUUUGUAAAUCGUCCUGAUUCCUACUGCAGCAUCUUGCGGCCAGAUGAAAAAUGGAAUGAACUGGGAGGUUUUGUUGUUCCCACUGGUCGCUUACAGACUGGUGUUCUUCGAACCAAUUGUGUUGACUGUUUAGAUCGCACUAACACAGCCCAGUUCAUGGUGGGGAAGUGUGCGUUAGCCUAUCAGCUCUAUUCUUUGGGGUUGAUUGAUAAACCCAAUUUGCAGUUUGACACAGAUGCUGUUAGGUUAUUUGAGGAGUUGUAUGAAGAUCAUGGAGACACACUUUCUCUGCAAUAUGGAGGUUCUCAACUUGUUCAUCGAGUAAAAACCUACAGGAAGAUAGCACCAUGGACCCAACAUUCCAAAGAUAUUAUGCAGACGCUCUCAAGAUAUUACAGUAAUGCUUUUUCAGAUGCUGACAGGCAAGACUCAAUUAACCUAUUUUUGGGAGUAUUCCAGCCUGCAGAAGGAAAACCUCAUCUUUGGGAGCUUCCUACAGACUUUUACUUGCAUCACAAGAACACUAUGAGUCUUUCACAGACCAGGCGAAGCUAUACCUACUGGUGGACACGAGGUGUAUUAAAUCAUUUACCACUGCCUUAUGAUGAGGUGACAUGCACUGAAAACAGAAGGAAGUUGAUAGUGAAGAAAUUUCACAAAUAUGAAGAAGAGAUUGAUAUUCACAACGAGUUCUUUCGGCCAUAUGAAUUAAGCAGUUUUGAUGACACCUUUUGCUUGGCAAUGACCAAUUCUAUACGAGAUUUCAUGCCCAAGAAUGUUGGAAUUGAUCCAAGUCCAUUUACAGUGCGGAAACCUGAUGAAACUGGAAAAUCAGUGGUGGGGAACAAAAGUAAUAGAGAAGAAACUGUGCUGCAGCGCAAAACAGCUGCUAGUGCCCCUCCUCCCCCAAGUGAGGAAGCAGUGUCAAGUAGUUCUGAGGAUGAUUCUGGGACUGACAAAGAAGAUGAGGGAGCUGUUUCUCAGCGUUCCACUCCAGUAAAGAUGACAGAUACAGGCGAUAAUAUAAAAAUAACAGAGAACAUAGUUCAGUCCAUGAAAGAUAUAUAUGGGAUUAACCUCUCAGAUGUUCCUUCAGAGGAUGACCUCACAAUAUAUACAAGGUUUGUUCAGUUGGGGCAGAAUCAACAUAAACAAGACAAGAACAACCAGCAGCUUUGUUCAAAACAUCGUCUAGAUGGGGUUAUAAAUAUAAUACACAUCUCCUCUUUUUCCCAAGACAACAUUUAUGAAGUCCAGCCUCCUAAAGUAGAUAAGAAAUCAAUUGAUAUCUUCCAUGCUCACAUUCAGGCUGGCAGAGGCACCAUGCAGCCACUGGUAAAAGAAGACAUCCUCAUGUACAGAGAGUACAUUAGAAACCGAUAUAUGUGAAAACAGACUGGAUUCAACUGCUUAGCAUUGCUGGAGCGAUGAUACAAAUCAAUUUAGAAAGCAAGUCCAAGUUCGGCUAUUUUGUGGUGGUAAAACAGCAGCAAUUAUUUAUCAACCUGUAUCUUUCUGAAUGAUUUCAUUUUUGAGAUAUUGUAUGCUUUGCAAAAAUAAAAAUGUGACUGAAGAUG